ACACAGCGGCCACGUGCUUCAUGUUCCGAUGUGCAGACAACUUUGUGAGCUACCGUAAGCGUAGCGGUUGGGUGAAGGGGAUCGGAGGCGACAAGGCCCCCGUUCCUCUUCUAGGAUACGGAGAUGUGACCUUAGUCCUACAGACGGAAGAUGGUGGAGUACCCGUACCAGUACUGAAUGCUGCCCAUGUACCAAAGUUCCCCUACAACCUCCUCUCGCUGUCUUCGUUGGCGGAGGAGGGCCACACGUACUCGGGGAUGAAGGGGGGCCUCACGCUGACCACGAAAGCCGGGGGGGGAGCCAACCCCACUGACCUCAACGAGUACCACCUCGCGCACGGCCAUGCCCACGAGAUAGCCGUGUUCAAGUCGAGAAGAAAAGCAAAGUCGCAACCCAAGGGCGAACAAGGAUGGUACCUUGGUCCUGCCCACAAUCACCGCCGUGACUGCGUUCGCAUGCUAACCGAAGCUGGAACCGUAAUCACCACCCGCGAUUUCACCUGGCGCCACGUGCCCGCUGCAUCGCCCGCUCCCCCGCAGCUGCUACCUCUCGCAGAUGACGAGGAGGGAGGGGAGGGCGAGAGCAGAGCGGAUGCAUCACGCCAAGGUUGGCGGGGUGAGAGAGACUCAGAGAGUGAGUCCGACCUCGACGUGAUGGAGGCUCGUGGGCCAGGGCAAGCGACGCCGUUUGUGCGCGAGGAGGCGCCGACGGCACCCGGCAACGGCAGUCCGGGGGACGGAGGCAGCGUUCCCGCGUCGCCCCCUUCGGGAAGGGGCGACUUCGGCGGAGGCCGUGACAGCCCCACCGACAGCAGCAGCAGCAGCAGCAGCAGUGACGCAGGCGGUGCCGGCGGCCCGGGCGGCGAAGAGUCCGGCGACCCAGGUGGGGGCGGCGGUAGCGAUGGUGAUCCCGGCGACUCCGAGAACCUCGAGGAGUUGAAGUAUGAUCCAGCCGACGACCGCUACCCCCGCGGGCUAGAAGGGAAGAAUCUCCUUUGGGGUGCCUCGAACGCUGGCCCGCUGCGCCAUGGGCUUGAGAGUGGCCGCACGCCGAAGCAGAACUGGGAGAUGCAAGGUGCCGGGGAGAUGCCGGGGCCCGGAGAAACACCGGACCCGGAAGAGGCAUUGCUGGCGACCAUCCUGGCAACUGGCGGGACGGGGAUUGUUGAGGACUACAUCUGCAACUCGCUUGUGAAGGAGCAGUGGGACGAGGAGCACACACGCCGUAUGGAGGAGAUGUACAGGCGCGAGACGCAGGAGGUGUUGGGCCCGGAACAGCAGGCGUUCGGGGCCGAGGUCGACGCCAGCGGGUCUCCGCAACCACUUCCAGACCCACAGCUAAGGCCGAAGAGAGAUGACGAGCCCGCGGUGGAUAAGCCUGUGAGGGAGGCGAUCGGAUGCCUGAUGUGGACGAAGCUGACGAGGCCAGACAUCGCCCUGCCUCUGAACAAGCUCCAGAAGAUCGCCCACUCACCCACCGGGAGGAUAUGGAACGCGCUUGUGCGGAUCAUGUCCUACCUGAACUUCACGAAGGACUUCGGCAUCACCUACGUACGGGGGUCAGGACUAGACCUAAGCGUGUUUGUCGAUGCCAGCCACGCUGACAACGAAGUAGACAGGCGUUCUACGACCGAGCUAGCUGGGACCGUAGUAGGUGAUACCGUAGUGUGUGUAUCCACCAAAGACGCAGCCAGUGACGGCUCAGUCGACCUCGGCAGCAGAGUAUAUGGCAGCCGGGGAGGGCGUGAAGGAGGCGUUGUUUGUGCGUGGCGUUCUGUCGUUCAUAGCGCCCGAGACGAGUGGGGCGAAGAUCAAGGUCCUUGGGGACAACAAGGGGGCUCUCGCCUUAAUCGAGAACCCGUUCAGCUCAGCGAGGAGCAAGCACAUCGACGUGCGGUUCCAUUUCAUUCGCGAGCUAUUCAAGUCGGGCAAGAUCACUGCAGAGUAUGUUCCGACUGGAGAGCAGCACGCCGACAUACUUAUCAAGGUCCUUGGCAGAGAGGAGUUAGAGUACCACCGGAAGGCUCUGAUGAACCUACCGAUGUAGUGUUCUCUUGUUCUCUUUGGUUUAUGUAG
This is a messenger RNA of Ectocarpus sp. CCAP 1310/34, 2075 nucleotides long. NCBI's taxonomy places the organism in Eukaryota, Phaeophyceae, Ectocarpales, Ectocarpaceae. The record is from the annotation of a GenBank genome assembly.